AGGCAACCCGCUGGAUCCAGACCGGCCGCGUGCUCCCCCCUUCGUAAGUUGGUGGGAAGAGUGGAAUGUGGGAAGUUGGGAUCGCUGUGCGUAUCCAGUAGUUGUGUAUAUGGUGUGCGUGUGUGGGUAGUUUCUUCUGGAAUGGCGGGGGAACCGGGUGGGUGCCGGGCAAGGAGUGUGUGCAGGUACGUAAAUGCUACAUGCCCCGAGGGGACUUUUCCCGGAGCAAAGCGAAGGGAUGUGUCGCCCUCAAAACUGUGCGUCUGUGCGUCUCUGCGUGCGUAUACGGCACAAUCCCGAGGGCGCUUGCCCUUCCGCUCGCCGGGGCCGCACGGCCGCCAAUGAUAUGCAGUGUUGUAGCACUCGCAUAAUAGAUAUGCACGAUAUUAAAAAUGGGGGCGCGGCGCCGGCCGCGCGCGGAGAAAACAGGUCGCGACGGUUUCGCGAGCAUAAAAACUUUGCGAGCGGUCCCGCGCGCACUCCGGCGCGAGCUCGCGCCGAACUGUGCAUAAUAUGAAUUUAACAUAUCAUUUACUGAUAUACAAUCGCAUCAGCGGGGCGCCGGGCGAUCGGGACAGCGAGUUUGGGAACGAUGCUCGGCAAAUUUCUAGAAGCUGCCUCGCGCCGGGCUGCUCGCCCGGCCUCCAGCGCAGCGCCGCUCGGUGUGCCGCUGCUGCGCACAGGCCACGGCCCAAGGGCGGCUGUGCGCGUCAGCGGCACCAGCGGCAGUGGCCUGCGCGGUCGCCGCCUGCACGCCACCACCACUCGCCCGCCGCUGCAGCUGCCCUGCAGCCGCCCCGUCCCCGCUGGCACCCGCAGGAGCUGCGUCCGCGUGCUCGCGUUCCGCUGGGGCAGCGGCAACAACAGCGACAACAAGUCCGCCGAAGCCGCGGGCGGCGCCUCGACACAGCCUCCACAACCUCCGGCCGCAGCCGAGUCGCAGCCUAGCGAGUCUGACAGCAUUCGCGACAUCGACGCCAUGCUCGGCAAGGCGCCCAAGCUGGCGGGCUUUACGGAUGUCGCCGAGGGCGAGGCGGGCGGCGGCGGCGGCGGCAGUGGUAGCGAGGCGGAGCGGGCGGAGGAGGUGCGGGUGCGGCGGCAGGAGGCCUUCCGUGAGGUGCUGCGUCCGCCGCCCUCGGGCUACUGCGAGCCCACGGACGAGCUCAUGUCCCAGGCGCGCGCCGAGGCGGACGCACAGCAGCAGCUCGCCACCAACGCCCUCAUCAAUGCCCUGGGCGACAGCAGCAGCAGCAGCAGCAGCAGCAGCAGCAGCGGCGGCGGCGCCCACCGGCUGCUGGCGGCGCUGGAGGGCGACCCACGGACUCGGGGGGUGGGCCGCGCGGCGGGGCGCUCCGUACAGGGGCUGCAGCGGUGGUGGGCGGGCGUGCCGGACAAGCGGCUGGUGGUGGCGGAGGCGGCGGCGCUGGCUGUAGCCGCCUACCUGGGCAGUGCGGUGCUGGGGGCGGUGGAGCGGGCGCCGCUACUGCCGCAGGCCUUCCAGGCGGUGGGUCUGGCCUACUCCUCCUGGUUCUGGUGGCGCUUCGUGCUGUUCGCACGCGGCCGGCAGGAGCUGCGGCAGCUGCUGGGGCGGGCGCAGGCGGCGGUGGCCGAGUCCGUGUCCGACCUGGCGGAGGCGGCGGACAGCGCGGCGGCGGCGGCGGCGGCGGCGGGAGGCAAGGACGACGCGGCCGCCGCCGCCGCCGCCACGGCUGGUGCCGAUGCUCAGCGGCGCGAGGCGGAGGCGGACUCCACCCAGGCAUACGUGGAGGGGCUGCUGCAGGAGCUGGACGAGCGCCAGGCCCGCCUCCACACCCACGACCAAGGGGGCGAGGAGGAGGAAGAGAAGCAGGAGGGGGAGGAGGGGGCCGCAGCCCCGCCCACCACCACCCCCUGGGCCUCCUCCUCUGGUACCGAGGAGCAGCACCGCCGCGGCGGCAGCGGCGGCGGCGGCGGCAGCGGCCGCGGCGGCCCGCCGGCGGUGUUUGCGCUGCGGCUGCUUUCGGCGGCGGCGGCGGCGGGUGGCGGUGAUGGUGCCGGUGUGUUGAUGGCGCGGCAGCGUGGGCCCGAGGAGGUGGAGGGCAUGAACGGCAUUCCCGACCCCUCCGCCUCCUCCGCCUCCUCCGCCUCCUCCGCCGCCUCCGCCUCCGACCCGCCGCAGCAGCAGUCCCCCGCCUCCGACCCCCCACCGCAGAUGGCUCUGGACCCCUGCCUGGGGUGGGACACGGAGGCGUGCGCCGCCACCGGCCACAUGCAGCUGGAGGCGCCCGACAUGGCCAAGCUGGAGGCGCUGGCGGAGGAGGCGGCUCGGCAGGCGCGUGCGGCCACCGGCUUCAGCCGGCACGUAGACCAGGCGCUGCACGCGCCCGGCCGCAGCCGCGGCGCCUCAAUGGAGGAGGAGGACCUGGAGGGGGAGUACGGCAGGGCAGCGGGCGCGCUGGAGCGGCAGGAGAUGGAGCAGAUGGCCAAGCAGCCCCACGCGGUGAUGCCUCACCCCAGGUCCCAGCGCCAGCCGGCACAGGGCGAGGAGACCGGCAACGGGCCGCAGCGGUGAGCAGCGGCGAGUGAGAGCGGUGAGCGCUCAUGGAUGAUGGGCGGUUCCGGACUUGUCCGGGUGGACGUUGAUUUGGUUGGUUGGGCUAGAGGAUGGUUGUGGAGUGGCGCGGCGCGGCGUGGCGUGGCGUGGGGGCACCGGCGCCGUGACACGUCGCGGAUUGGGAUCUUUCUUGGGCCCAGAGGGGGGAGGUCAUACGUGUGAACGAGGACGUGCAGAGUUAAGGCGACGGAAGGGACGGUGCAAGGGCCCUGCACGAUUGCGCAGCGCAGGCGGCUGUGUCUGUUUGCAGCUGGCUAGCUGAGCGGCAGCACAGCUGCGGUAGGGAUAUGCUUCUAUUGCGGGAGUAGGCACGAGGCGCAGACUUGCGGUAGUUGGGUGCAGCUAGCUAGCUUUUAUUUUCAAGAGCAGCAGCUAUAUCUGUGUCCGCUGGUUGUUGGUGAUUGGAACAUUCGAGGCAGGCUGAAGUUGACGCUGACUGUUGGGCUAACUCGUGCGGAGGUGAGGAAAUCGUGCGGAGGUGAGGAAAGCGUUGGGUAAGUUGGGGCUGGGAACGUGUGCUGCUGCGACUUGAGGGGGCAACACACAAGUGACAGUCCGCUGGCGAGGAUGAGAUGUAAUUAACACACGCAAGCCCACAGCGUCUCGUGUAAACGAACGGUUCUGCCGGCGCACGUGAAACAUUUCAGCGGUACUUUGGUACGCUUUACCCGACACAGCAAACCGCCGACGCGCGCUUUGCUUGGGCUCCGCAGCUCGCAAGACCUCGGGCAUGCAAGUGCAAGAGCUCGAGUGGACAGCUGAACUCCAGGUAUCAAAUAAUGUGAAUUACAGCUGCUAAGCGUGACGUGGCACCGCCAAUCCGCCAU
Molecule: messenger RNA, 3420 nt
Organism: Chlamydomonas reinhardtii
Lineage: Eukaryota; Viridiplantae; Chlorophyta; Chlorophyceae; Chlamydomonadales; Chlamydomonadaceae
Exons: 13
Coding region: 593-2551 (652 amino acids)
Cellular component (GO): thylakoid
Source: RefSeq, a predicted model, not a curated record